This is a messenger RNA of Amorphotheca resinae ATCC 22711, 666 nucleotides long. RefSeq lists its product as hypothetical. Lineage: Eukaryota; Fungi; Ascomycota; Leotiomycetes; Helotiales; Amorphothecaceae. Gene Ontology annotation, molecular function: oxidoreductase activity. The transcript is spliced from 2 exons. The record is from RefSeq and is a predicted model, not a curated record. Bases 1 to 666 code for a protein of 221 amino acids.
AUGACGAAAUUCGAUAUCGAAAUCGUCAGUGACACAGUGUGUCCUUGGUGCUAUGUAGGCAAGCAGAAGCUCGAGCAGGCAAUCCGCACAUACAAGGAAUUGCACCCUGACUCGAACGACGAAUUCUCAACAACAUGGAUGCCUUUUUAUCUCAAUCCUGGCUCUCCCAAAGUUGGUGUUGAUAAGUUGGCUCACUACCAAGCCAAAUUCGGCAAGGAACGCACAGCAAUGAUGUUCGAGCGCCUGGCGCAAGUGGGCAAGGACUGCGGCAUCAACUUCAAGUUCGGAGGCAAGACGGGGAACACGCGGGACAGCCACCGGUUAAUUCAGCUGGGCAAGACGAAGUCGCCGGCGAUGCAGACGCGGGUGGUGGAGGAGUUCUUCAAGAAGUACUUCGAGCAGGAGGCCGACAUCACGAGCCAUGAGGUGCUGAAGGACGCGGCCGUACGCGCGGGCUUGGACGCAAAGGAGGUCGACGAGUGGUUGAACAGCGACAAUGGCGGCAAGGAGGUGGAUGCCGAGGUGUUGCAGGCGCAGCGGAACCAGAUCAGCGGGGUCCCGAAUUUCACCAUCCAGGGCAAAUAUGAGAUUGGUGGUGCGCAGGACCCGAGCGUGUUCCUGCGGGUGUUCGAGAGGAUCAAGGCUACGGAGGAAGCGAAAGCAUGA